This is a messenger RNA of Pleuronectes platessa (European plaice), 2878 nucleotides long. It is a transcript of the gene plekhn1, whose product is annotated as pleckstrin homology domain containing, family N member 1. The transcript is spliced from 16 exons. The record is from RefSeq and is a predicted model, not a curated record. Gene Ontology annotation, molecular function: cardiolipin binding; phosphatidylserine binding; phosphatidic acid binding. The coding region runs from base 127 to 2265 and encodes 712 amino acids. Gene Ontology annotation, biological process: 3'-UTR-mediated mRNA destabilization; positive regulation of apoptotic process; response to hypoxia. NCBI's taxonomy places the organism in Eukaryota, Metazoa, Chordata, Actinopteri, Pleuronectiformes, Pleuronectidae. Gene Ontology annotation, cellular component: cytoskeleton; mitochondrial membrane.
ACAAGUCUGACUUCAGCCGGGAGCACACACACAAACACACACUGCACUACUGGAUAACACUCUUCCAUCACAGGAGUCAUUUGUCUACAGAGCAGCAGCAGCAGAAGCCUCACAGAGCAGAGCAGCAUGGGGAGCAGCCUGUCAUGUGUCCCCCAGCACAACUUCAGAUUCUCCAGUAAAAGCUUCAUUCGCAGAAACAGCAGCCGCCUGUUUCGCAAAAAUUAUCCCCAGGAGGGGCAGGAGAAGUCCAACAGCAUCAUCAAUAUCCUGUGCACUGUCACCCCCGGGAAGGAAAUGUGCCACAAAGAUCUGCAGUCAAUAGACAACAUCAAAUGGAAUCCUCCGUUUCCUUACGACCCGGCCAGCGGCUGGAAGAAGAGCAGCAUCAAUGUGAAGAACUACGGACGCAUGAUUCACAGCUCCAAAGUCCGCUUCCGCUUCCUCCAGUGCCAGGAUAUACAUGAUUGUUACCUGGAUCUCUUCCAGACGCACCUUCACUUUCUCUCUAACAACACAACCGGACUAACAUACCAGGGAACUCUUCCGUUGAAAGAACUCUCCAUCUGUAACCUGCAGCAGAACUGCAACCACAGUCAACCCCAGGAAUUCGCCUUUCAAAUAAACGGUGUCAGCCUCAACUCCAUAGUUGUCUACUGUGCCAACCAAGACGAGCUGGACCUGUGGUUUGGCCUUCUGAGAGAAAACAUCGAGGCAAAUGGAGGCACUGCAACUACAAUCGAAAACUUCACCAGAGUGAAGCUGAACCAAGACAAGGCUCCCGAGGGCAGAGAGGAGCUGAGGAACUCCAUCAACAGAGAGCCCAUCUACGAGUGGGAGGGCUCCCAGCGAGACAGCCUGGGCCCCAUCACCUAUGUCACCAAAGUCCGGCUGCAGCACCUGCCCUGUCAGGAACAGAGUGACAGACUCCUGGUGAUGUACCCGGCGACCCUCAUCAUCCUAUCAGAGGAGAACGAUGGGCUCUUUUACAAGGGGAAACUUCCACUCAACAUGAUUACUGUGACCACACCCUGCCAAGACGUCAAGCCCAACACCUUUAUGAUCGAAGGGAAGCUCAUCAACCCCAUAGUGAUUUCGUGUCUGGAUAUGACCACGUUCUGCGACUGGAUCCAGCAUUUCAAAGCUGCUGACGUGCCUGUUCUCACCCCCCCGCCCCCUGUGUAUGACAUCAUCUACACCCCGACGGCAAGAGAGGCUCCCUCAUUCGACCGGUGGAGUGGAAACAGCCAAGGACGGAGUGAGUCCCUUAAGUUCAGCCAGUCAACAAGUGGACGUGGGCUCCACAACCUGCAGCUACCCAUUCAUGAAGACAACCCUCUCACCCCAGGAUAUGCUGAACCGCUCUGCUACAGCCGUCCCUCCUCAGCCGAGACCGCCCGCCUGGGCAGCAGGAACAACAGCAUGUCUUCCCACACCAGGCCCGAGCGUGACCUACGACCUUUGUCCCUGCGCUACUCCUCACCGCAGCACAACUCCUACCUCCAGCCUGCCGAGAGCUCGGUGGCGUCUCAGGUCUACAGCACGCCGUACUCUGCCCUGCACCGUGUCAGCCCGCAGCGGCUGGAGAAAGCCCCACUUGUCAAGUCGAACAGCUGGAGCACACCUCAAACGUCCCUGAGCUACUCCCUGAACGGCCCACAGCGCCACUCGGACAUGUGCGCUCCCCGACAGCCCCUAUCGCCGCUGUACGACGAGCCCUGCAGUCCCGAAAUCUACUCCCUGGAUGAGGCCAUGCCAUUGGAGGAGAGCUGGCAAGAGCCAAUUCAACCCCACAGCCACCACCUCCACCACCAGCAGCAGCAGCAGCAGCUCCCACCGCCCUCCUUCCAGCUCCACACCCCUCCCAUGGGCAAGCGCGGCAGGAGAAGCCUGGUUCUGACCAACUCCCAGGGACAGGCUCUGAGCCUGGAUAUGGAAGGUCCUCCAAGCCACGCGGAGCAGAGAGCCGAGGCCGUCUCCAGGCUAAAGCUCCUGCCCGUGCCCGGCCGAAUGCAAGAGCAGAUGAUUCUCCCGUCGAGCUCUUCGAGGAACACCUCUCAGAUGCCUUACAGCUACUCACCAGAUCACCACUCGUACCUCGAACCAACAGAACCAGAUGACCAGGAAAUGGACUAUGACAACAUUUGGGAGGACGACUGUGAUACUGGAAUGAAUCAGCCAACGUCUGGAAUUUCGACACACUGGACAGGAUUAGACUAUGGGGCCAGAGGCCUUGGUGCCAUGGCGACCCAGCAAAGAUGGUCAUAAAACAAAACAAUAGCCGGGCCACUCGUCUGGACGUGUGCAAACAACAGAUCUCUAUCGGAGGGAUAAUAAAAGCCAACCGGCACAGCCUGUGCUGCUCCUGCUGUGUACAGUGUGAGCCGGCAGAUCAAGGGACCUGCGCUGUCGGAUGUAGUGCAGCUGAGCAGGCGGACGAUGAGUGCAAGCAUGCAAAGCAGCAGGCUAAAUAAAAAUAUUGUGAAAGUGACAGACUCGUACUUCAGCUGUCUGUUUGUGAUGUAGCAUUCAACAGAGAAGACAGCUGGUUGCACUAAAGCUUUCAGACGAGAGCAAGAACUGACUGUUUUUAAUUAUUUAAGUAUUUUCAAACAUGCUGUUAAAUGUCUUUUUGUUUGAGCUGAAAGCUAUAAAAAGCAUUCCAAGAGGGCUUGUUAUUGUACAGGAUGUAUAUUUUUGUAAAUGUUGUACAUAUAUUAUUUUAGUAUGAUACAUUAUCAAGACAAAUAGAUGUGGGUUUAACGGACUGCCUUAAAGGUGCUGCUGUCACUACAGCAUGGUACUGAUAACUGUAUGGCUUCCUCUUUUCCAUUUUUGUUUGAGGUGUUUAUUUAUAUUUGGCAAUAAAAGUAUAAUUUAA